Coffea eugenioides is the source of this 735-nucleotide messenger RNA. RefSeq lists its product as uncharacterized. NCBI's taxonomy places the organism in Eukaryota, Viridiplantae, Streptophyta, Magnoliopsida, Gentianales, Rubiaceae. The coding region runs from base 1 to 735 and encodes 244 amino acids. The transcript has a single exon. The record is from RefSeq and is a predicted model, not a curated record.
AUGGAGUCAAGUUCUGAAUCUGCGUUCAAAGUGAUGAAUCAGGACUUCGUGAAGUUGGACAGAUUCGACGGCACUAACUUCUCCCGUUGGAAGGAUAAGAUGAUAUUUUUCCUGACGGCUUUGAAGAUUGCUUAUGUUCUGGAUCCUUCACUUCCUGAAAUUUCAACGCCUAAAAAUGAUGAUUCUAAUGAAAUCAAGGUGCAACGCAAAAAACGUGCAGAGAAUGAGUUGCUGUGCAAAGAACACAUCAUGAAUACUCUUUCUGACCGCUUGUAUGAUCUGUAUACCGUAGUCAAGUCGCCAAAGGAAAUCUGGAAUGUGCUGGAGUACAAGUACAAUACGAUGAAACAAGGUACGGACAAAUUUCUGAUUAUGCAAUAUUUUGAUUUUCGUAUUACUGAGAAAUCUUCUCUUAUGGAUCAGAUUCAUGAUCUUCAAGUGAUUGUGUCUAAGUUACAUGAUCUGAAAGUGGAGAUAUCUGAAUCCUUGCAAGUUGGAGCAAUAAUAGCCAAACUUCCAACUAGUUGGAAUGACUAUAAGAAAAAGUUGCUCCAUACUACUGAAUCAUUCACUAUAGAUCAGAUUUUGAAACAUUUGCGUAUUGAAGAAGAUACUAGAAAUCUUCAAAAGAAGCAAAUAGAAUCUAAUGUCAAAGUGAAUACUUUAAGUGAGAAAAAUUCCGUAACAGAAUUUUUCUGGUUCCAAAAGAAAGUCUCCAGAAGCAAGUACAUCUAA